AUGCUGAAUCUGCUGGUGCUGGCACUGCCUCUCCUGCUGAGCCCAGUCCACAUGGCCCCUGCCCCACGCCAGGCCCUGGAGCGAGUGAACAUCGUGGGAGGGAAGGAGGCCCCUGGCAGCAAGUGGCCCUGGCAAGUGAGCCUGAGAGUCAAACAUCAAUACUGGGAACACUUCUGCGGGGGCUCCCUCAUCCACCCCCAGUGGGUGCUGACCGCGGCACACUGCGUUGGACCGGACUUCAAAAGUCCCACAGACCUGAGGGUGCAGCUGCGGGAACAGCACCUGUAUUAUCGUGACAAGCUACUGCCCAUCAGCCGGAUCAUCGUGCAUCCUGAGUACUACGCCAUCCAGGCGGGGUUUGACAUUGCCCUGCUGGAGCUCGAGGACCCUGUGAACAUCUCCUGCCAAGUCCAGCUGGUUACUCUGCCCCCUGCCUCAGAGACAUAUCCUCCUGGCUCCUCUGCCAGGGUCCAUGCAUGUGCCAAGCCUGUGUAG
Messenger RNA from Pteropus alecto (black flying fox), 495 nucleotides. Its product is annotated as tryptase delta-like. The record is from RefSeq and is a predicted model, not a curated record. Gene Ontology annotation, molecular function: serine-type endopeptidase activity. NCBI's taxonomy places the organism in Eukaryota, Metazoa, Chordata, Mammalia, Chiroptera, Pteropodidae. Bases 1 to 495 code for a protein of 164 amino acids. Gene Ontology annotation, biological process: proteolysis. The transcript is spliced from 5 exons.